Molecule: messenger RNA, 342 nt
Organism: Entamoeba invadens IP1
Lineage: Eukaryota; Evosea; Mastigamoebida; Endamoebidae
Exons: 2
Coding region: 1-342 (113 amino acids)
Source: RefSeq, a predicted model, not a curated record
AUGGUAGUGUCAAAAUACUUCGCAACGAUCAAAGACUUCAUUAACUUAGAAUUUGUAUGCAAAAAGUACAAAAACAACAUGACAAAAUUUCACUUUAACCCAAUUCCAGUAAACAAGAAGACAAUAAAAUACUUUCCAAACAUAGAGACUCUAAAUCUUUGGCGCCAAAAAGACGAGACUUUUGGGAAUUCUCUUUUUGGUGAUGAAAUACCAACGUCAUACUGUAAGACCGACUUCUAUCGAAUUAAUGUUUGGUUGUAUAGUGAUGUCAUCUAUACACCAUUAAAAGUCUUGACAAAGAAAGUUUUAAAAAUUUCCAAAAAUAAGUGUCAUUAUGAUUAA